UUGCAAAUUAAGAGGGCUAAUGCUGCAAGACAGGAGAAAGCAGCUGCAAAAAAGGCCAAAGAAAAUGAAAGGGAAGCAAAGAAACAGAAACAAGAAAAAACAAGGCUCCACCUCCACCAUAGAGAAAGAGGUAUAGGUAUUACUGACUUUGUUUAUUUUCUUUGUAAAAAAUGGUGCCAUGACUGUGUUUUUUCUUCAACAGAAUGGGAUGAUGAGGGCUUUGUAUCACAAUUGACACAAGAGUUUUGUGCAACUCCACAGCCUGAGAUGACAAAGGGACCGACACCCCUUGAACAACUGAAAAUGGGAUUAGGAGAUGAUUCAUACUUUAGAGGUAAGCAGUUGGAGGCCAUCAAUGCAAGAGAUGGAACUCCAGCAAUGUUUAAAAGGAUUCAAAAUGACCUCUCUUUUGGUAGCUCAUCUCAGAAGUUGAAGCAGAUCAAAAAGGAGAAGGGAGAAAAGUCUAGAAAGAAUUGA
Messenger RNA from Striga asiatica, 477 nucleotides. The record is from the annotation of a GenBank genome assembly. NCBI's taxonomy places the organism in Eukaryota, Viridiplantae, Streptophyta, Magnoliopsida, Lamiales, Orobanchaceae.